AUGCACUUUUUCAGCUUGCCUCGUGAGCUCAGAGACAUCAUCUACUUCUACGUCCUCCCAGACCAUGUAACAUUGGUGGGAGAAGGCUGGGACAGAGACAUUGGCCUCAUUUUGGCAAGCCGGCAAUUACGGGUCGAGACGCUGGAGGCAUUCUACCUACGACUACCACGCGCAACGAUCGUCGUUCCGCCCGCUGCUUGUGAUCUCUUCCCCAGCUCUCUACAGUAUGCUCCUUUCCGUGAAAGGACAGAGAGGGUAGUCAUCCAGAGACAAGUCCAAAAGCCUGAUACACCUGACUUCGUCUUGCACACUAUGGGUCGCGAUGGAGCCACUUUACAUUGCUCCAAAGUUUUUGAACAUAUGCCCGCCCUGCGCGAGAUCACCUACGAGAUUGCCUGGAAGUCUGCAGCAAGUCCCAGCAUAUUGUUACCUAGCCUCAAAAGACGGAUGCUUGAUGAGAUAAGAAGAGUGACGGUGGGCGAGGACAAGUUGGCUGGCUGGGAGAUUGAAUGCCAAGUCAAAGAUGCGACUAGGUGGAAGAUAGGGUGGAGUGGUGUCGUGAAACUUCGGAAACUUCCAUCAAGCGGCUAG
This is a messenger RNA of Parastagonospora nodorum SN15, 591 nucleotides long. RefSeq lists its product as hypothetical. NCBI's taxonomy places the organism in Eukaryota, Fungi, Ascomycota, Dothideomycetes, Pleosporales, Phaeosphaeriaceae. The transcript has a single exon. Bases 1 to 591 code for a protein of 196 amino acids. The record is from RefSeq and is a predicted model, not a curated record.